This is a messenger RNA of Suillus clintonianus, 201 nucleotides long. RefSeq lists its product as uncharacterized. The transcript has a single exon. Lineage: Eukaryota; Fungi; Basidiomycota; Agaricomycetes; Boletales; Suillaceae. The annotation marks the transcript as partial. The record is from RefSeq and is a predicted model, not a curated record.
ACUGCUCUAUCCGACGCAGCUCUCUCGGACCUUGCUUGCAGGCUACGGUACGCCAACGCGCGUUACGGCCAGAUCGCUUGUCAACUGCGCUGUCGGAUCACAAUCACGCGCACAAAUCACGCACAACGGCACGCCUUCUGGGCUGGCUUGCGUGUUGAUAUAGCAAAGGCUAAGGGUUGUCCCACAACUGCGAUUUCAGUC